Molecule: messenger RNA, 1474 nt
Organism: Copidosoma floridanum
Lineage: Eukaryota; Metazoa; Arthropoda; Insecta; Hymenoptera; Encyrtidae
Biological process (GO): positive regulation of transcription by RNA polymerase II
Cellular component (GO): nucleus
Molecular function (GO): transcription coactivator activity
Source: RefSeq, a predicted model, not a curated record
UAUAACAAUUUUUCUUAAGUAUGAAAUAUUUGUGAAAGUAUGAUUUUUGUUGUGAAUACUUCAAGUCUUGUAAAAUAUCAUAUUCCAUACAUGCUUGAAAAGAUUUCGAUUACGAACCAAGAGGUUUAUGGCAUGAGUCAAAGCACUGAAGGUAAAACUGCAACUUAGGAGAUCGUACCGCCAGCUAGUGGACCUGGGAAUCAUGCCUCCCAAACGAAUGCCAACAGCCUAUCAUGAACAGGCAAAACAGCUGGAGCGGCGUAAAACUGGAGACUUACUAAGGGCAAAAAUUCAGCAGAGGCCAUGCAGAGAUGAACUUGUACGCCAGCACAUUCUCGAGGAUAUCAGCUACAUCGAUCCAAGUCUUGCUGGACGCACACGUAUGCUUAAGAAAGCUCAGCUUGCUGAUACUCUUAACGAUCAGAUUAGCCACCGGCCAGGGCCCCUUGAGCUCAUUCAAAAAAAUAUUUUGCAUACAGUCGAGCCAAUAGAAAAAGCAGUCAAAGAGGGACAUAUUCCAUUCAAAGCGACCUGUGAGGGUCAGCUGACGAAACCUCAGCAUCCAGAUCACUACAUUACUUUUGAAGAAGAUGACUCACAAAGCUCAGAGGGAGGUACAUCCUCAACAUCUCAGCAAGGCUUCCAGGUCUCCUCGAUAAUAACGUUAGGAACUGUGGUAACAACAGCUAUAACAACGACGACGACAACACCAACAAUAAUAAAAACAACAACAAGCACAACAACAACAACAGCAAGAUGUUUGACGACAUCAAUUAUUACUGCGACGUCAGUGAUGCCAGAAGUUCCACCUAUAUUGACGACGAUGUCAGUCUCUAGCUCUGUAACAUCGGAUAUGCUAAAAGAGAAGAAAAUCCCUGCAGAUCAACCAUUGCCGUUAGAAAUAGGUAUGAUACGAACUUCCUCCAAACUUCAUGGUAUCAAAGAAGUGGAUAAGGACCUAAAGCAACAAUCUAAACAAACAAUUACUCAGAUAAAUCCAGUAAGGAGCCUGUCUUCGCCAUCGUCUACAACGGUCACCCCACUCCCACCCCUAGCGCUGGCACUAAGCCCUAUGUCAGUAGGUUCUACAACUUCGAGCUCAAAAACUUUAUCAACGAUUUCAAUAGCAUCGCCACAUGCAGCAAAUACAACAAGAUUGCAGUCAAGCCCAGUAACAUUAUCUUGUAGCAGUAAUCAGCAGCAGAAAAAUGAUACACCAGGAAGAGACAAAAAUCGUAAAAAGUCUAAGACUAAAAGCCAGCCCAAGACGCGAACAAUAAAGUUCCAUGAAUACAAGGGCCCACCACAUGUGCAGAAAUUAGGCAGCUCACCCACAACUUCUACCACAACAUAUGAGACCAGCUACCAACUCUUGCUUCAGCAACAGCAACUUCUUCUCCAGUGGCAGGUUGAGUUUAACAAUAAGGUAAUCCAAUUAAUAAGUUAUAAAUUAAAUUUUUCAGUUUUAUUUUGA